This is a messenger RNA of Salarias fasciatus (jewelled blenny), 1110 nucleotides long. RefSeq names its product zinc finger protein 316-like. Gene Ontology annotation, molecular function: DNA-binding transcription factor activity, RNA polymerase II-specific; RNA polymerase II transcription regulatory region sequence-specific DNA binding. The transcript is spliced from 2 exons. Bases 17 to 949 code for a protein of 310 amino acids. Gene Ontology annotation, cellular component: nucleus. Gene Ontology annotation, biological process: regulation of transcription by RNA polymerase II; embryo development. The record is from RefSeq and is a predicted model, not a curated record. NCBI's taxonomy places the organism in Eukaryota, Metazoa, Chordata, Actinopteri, Blenniiformes, Blenniidae.
GCUUCUGAAGUGAAACAUGUCCUCUCCUGCUGAAACUAUGAGUCCUGUUCAGGAUUUCAGAGACUUUAUCACCCAGAGACUAACGGCUGCUGCGGCGGAGAUCUUCACCGUGUUUGAACAAACCGUCGCUCAGUACGAGGAGGAGCUCGAGCGGCAGCGGAGGCUGCUGCAGGUCGGCUGGAGACCCGGAAUAAAGUUACACAGAAUCGAAAAUGCAGAUCAGCCUGUCUGUGAAGAAGACGAGUUGUGGGACCAGGAGGAAGCUGUGCAGCUGAAAGAGGAAGAGGAGGAUGAGGAGGAGGUGGAGGCUGAGGUGAGGAUCGACUGUGACGACCGGGAGCCUCCGUGGAUCAAAGAGGAAGCAGAGGCUCCAGAAAUCGCCGCGGACCUGGAGGAACGCCGCGGCGCUCGGGAGGACCGGCAGCUCGCCGAGGGCUUCACGGAGGAGUUCAUGCUCCAGGGUCCGCUCGGGGGCGGAGCCUCCGGAUCCAGCGGGGACCUGGAGCCCGGCCAAUCACGUCUGGGGACAGACACGGACGGCCCCGCCCCCUCCCGCAUCCUCCGGCGGCUCAACGUGGACGACGACGACCGCCUGGAGUUCGUCAUCAUCGGGGACGAGUUGGCGCUCGUGUCCCAGCUGCAGGACGAGCGGCGAGGUGUCGCGGCCGAGAAGCCGUUCCUCUGCAAGACCUGCGGGAAGCGCUUCCGGCUGCAGCGGUCGCUGUGUCUGCACACCCGGACGCACACCGGCGAGAGGCCGCACUGCUGCGAGGUCUGCGGGAAGCGCUUCCGCCAGCCCAGCCACCUGCUGGUGCACCGCCGCAUCCACACCGGCGAGAAGCCCUACUCCUGCAAGACCUGCGGACAGACGUUCCGGCAGUACGGGAACCUGUUCACCCACAGCAAGAGGCACGCCCGGGCGGCGCCCGACGCCCCGGGCUGGAAGUGAACCCGCCGCCGGCUGGGUUUUCUGCGCUGCAGUGAGACGCGGCGCUUCUGCCUCUUUAUUUAUUGAACCUCCGUCCAGAGGAGACGCGUCCGCCGCUCCGCUGCUGGAGAAACAGCCCAGAGGAAGAGGAAGCCGCGUCUGUUUGUGGGAAAAUAAAACAA